Eremothecium cymbalariae DBVPG#7215 is the source of this 825-nucleotide messenger RNA. RefSeq names its product sterol transporter (gene NPC2). Bases 1 to 825 code for a protein of 274 amino acids. The record is from RefSeq and is a predicted model, not a curated record. Lineage: Eukaryota; Fungi; Ascomycota; Saccharomycetes; Saccharomycetales; Saccharomycetaceae. Gene Ontology annotation, molecular function: sterol binding. The transcript has a single exon. Gene Ontology annotation, biological process: intracellular sterol transport.
AUGUGUAUAAACCCACCUUCUAAUUAUCAUUUUGAACGUAGCGCUUCUGGCUGUCGCACCUCCCUCCCCCCUGCAUUCCGCGUCCUUUUGACGAUAACGUACAUAUUAUUACAACACUCCAAAUCAAUAACUGGAACGACUAAAGAACCCCCUAGAAUAUUAUAUUUGGUUACUGCUAUUACCCUGUUGUCUAUGAAGAUAUUAUUUGGACUUUUGGCGACGAUAUCGUGCAUUUCAGCCAUCAGCUUGUACCUGAAGAUUGAUGAUGGUGACUACUUGGCGGACUACGAUCAAUCAUAUGAGUAUUAUAAUGAUUUCGAGGAUGAAUUGCCCAGAGCAGAUUAUGCAUUAUUGGAGGAGUUUGAGAAUAUGCUCUUGGAUAGUAGGACCUCUGUAACAGAAGGCUUUACUAAACCAAUUCCGGGGGAUUCACCUCUAGAGAAGUGUGAUCUUGCGGAAGAGCAAAGUUUAGAAAUUCAUUAUAUUGACUUGACACCAAAUCCUCCUGAAAGAGGUGCUAAUUUGACGAUUGAUGCGGAGGGGGUAUUGUACUCUACUGUGGAUGAAGGUUCUUAUGUGAUGGUAGAGGUACGGCUGGGCUAUAUUAAAUUACUGACCCAAACUUUUGACUUGUGUGAGCAAUUGGAAGAAAACGAUUUGGGAUACGAAUGCCCAUUGCUUCCUGGAACGUAUACUAUUAGUGAAACUGUUGAAAUCCCUGUACAGGUGCCUCCAGGGAAAUAUACAGUUCAAGUCAGAGCUUUCACGGGUGAUGAUCAAGAAGUUGCAUGUUUAACGGGUAAUGUAUUAUUCCCUCCAGUGUAA